AUGAUAAGAUUUAUUCUGAUUCAGAAUCGUGCAGGUUUUAUUUUGAUAACUAAAAUGUUUUUGAUCCAAUUUUUAUAUUAUUUAGGAAAAACUAGGCUAGCGAAAUGGUACAUGCAUUUUGAUGAUGACGAAAAGCAAAAAUUAAUUGAAGAAGUACAUGCAGUAGUUACUGUUCGAGAUGCAAAGCACACAAAUUUUGUUGAGUUUCGCAAUUUCAAAAUUGUUUAUCGGAGGUAUGCCGGACUUUAUUUUUGUAUUUGUGUUGACAUAAUGGACAACAACUUGUAUUACCUCGAAGCAAUACACAAUUUUGUCGAGGUUCUUAAUGAGUACUUUCACAAUGUUUGCGAACUCGAUCUUGUCUUUAAUUUUUAUAAGGUAUAUUCUGUUGUGGACGAGAUGUUUCUGGCAGGAGAGAUCCGGGAGACGUCACAAACAAAGGUACUGAAACAGCUAAUGAUGCUUAGCUCCUUAGAAUGA
This is a messenger RNA of Meloidogyne enterolobii, 480 nucleotides long. NCBI's taxonomy places the organism in Eukaryota, Metazoa, Nematoda, Chromadorea, Rhabditida, Meloidogynidae. The record is from the annotation of a GenBank genome assembly.